AUGGAAUCGCCUCCUGUAACGCCGGAGGAGUCGCACAUCGUCGCUCACCGAUCCUCCUCCUUCACCGCGCUGCGAUCGCUCAACAAGACGCAGAAGGCGCAACGUCUCUCCGCGUCGAACGCGUCGCCCGCACCCACCAGGUCCUCCUCCAUGAAUAACGACAAACGAAGCCUGCCAGGGAGGAGGAAAGCAAUGAUGGUUCUCUUCCUGGCUGCCGUCUCGAUCUCCACCAUUUUCGUCGUCAAGGAUCUCAGAUUCUCCGGCCAGUCGCAACAACCAAAAGUGGACGGCACGAAGAGGGUCGGUGUGCUGGAUGACGCAGGUCCUCUAAUGACCGUGGAUUCGCCAUCGCCUGCACAAACGGACGGCGGAGAUUCCUUUCCAGAGACUGGGGGGACGAAUUCAGAAUCUGGUCUUGAGAGAUUGCCAUCCGCCACCGAACAGUCACGUGUGUUGACGGAUGGCAGUCAGAGCGAGCAGGUGCCUGCUUUUCACGCUUCGGUUCAGAACGGUGUUGGCCAUUCUCCGCCUGCGGGAGACGGGGAAGGGGACGGCGAGAACGGUUUGGAGGCGCAGGAUGCGGCGAAGGAGGAGGGGGUUGAGAUCGAGACGGAGGCUAGAAUCAACCCUUUGGAUCCUGUGCUCCCCCCGUCGCAUCCCUGCGCCAACUUCACCCUCCCACCGCCUUCCACCGACAGGAAGCGCACUGGACCCAGACCCUGCCCCGUGUGCUACCUACCGUUACCUGACGCCAUGGCCAUGCGCCCCACACGGGGGCACACAGAGGAGCCAAUUCUGAAGCACCUGGCGUAUGUCACAGAGGACGACGCCAGUGAGCGCGCUGCCAGGCGCGCGGGCAACCGGCCGCGGUUCAACGGGCACCAGUCGCUGCAGCAGCGGGAGGACUCGUUCAAGAUUCAGGAGAGCAUGCGCGUGCACUGCGGCUUCGUGUGGGGCGGCAAAGUGGGCAACGGCACGGGCUUUGAUGUGUCGGAUGAUGACAGGCGGUUCAUGGAGCGGUGCUAUGACAUUGUGGUCGUCUCUGCCAUCUUUGGCGCCUAUGAUGUGGUACAACAACCAAGCAACAUCAGCGAGGAGGCGAGGCAGCAACUGUGCUUCGUGAUGUUUGUGGAUGAGACGACCUUCAACGAGUUCAUCCGCGAUGGCACUCUUAAGCAGCCGCGCACCCGGAGAGUGGGGCUGUGGCGCCUCGUGGUCGUGCAUAAUCCACCAUACAGAGACCCCAGGCGGACCGGCAAGAUCCCCAAGCUGCUCAUCCAUCGCCUCUUCCCCAACGUGCAGUUCUCCAUGUGGGUGGAUGCAAAGCUGCAGCUCGUGCAAGACCCCUACAUGAUCCUUGAGAGGUUCCUGUGGCGCGGCAACUUCUCCUGGGCCAUAUCGAAGCACUACAAGCGGUUUGACGUGUUUGUGGAGGCGGAGGCCAACAAGGCGGCGGGGAAGUAUCGCAACGCGAGCAUCGACGAGCAGAUGGAGGCGUACCGGAGUGACGGCAUGACUCCCUUCUCAGAGGACAAGAUGCCCAUCAUCAGUGACGUCCCUGAGGGGUGUGUGAUAAUGCGCGAGCACACGGCUCUCAGCAACCUCAUGGCGUGCCUCUGGUUCAAUGAGGUGGAUCGAUUUACGUCCCGCGACCAGCUCAGCUUUGGGUACACACGCGACAAGAUCUGCCGCAGCGUGCCCGCCUGGCGCCUCAACAUGUUCCUCGACUGCGAGCGCCGCAACUUCGUGGUUCAGGGAUAUCACAAGGACGUGCUAUUUCAGAAGCUCAAUGGCUCCUCCACCACUCCUGCUCUCGCUCUCCCCACCGCCUCAGCCACACCUACUUCAACAGCUGCUGCUGCUGCUGCUGCUGCUGCUGCUGCUGACAAUGCUGGUGCUGGUGCCGCUGGCACUAGUGGCUCCUUUUCUGCUGCAUCUGGUGCUGCGACUGACUCUGACCCUAAUCCUGCUUUUGCUGGUGCUUCUGCCAGUGCUGGUGUGUUUUUUAGAGUGCGGCAGCGGGAGGAAGGUCGUAGAGCUGAGACUUUCGGCUUGAGGAGCUGGAGUUAA
This is a messenger RNA of Closterium sp. Yama58-4, 2070 nucleotides long. The record is from the annotation of a GenBank genome assembly. Lineage: Eukaryota; Viridiplantae; Streptophyta; Zygnematophyceae; Desmidiales; Closteriaceae.